AAAAUGCAGUUAUAGCUUCUUUAAUAAACAAGGAGAGAAAAUGUGGCACAAUUAACUUUGGAUUCUUUCUUUCACAAGACAUUAAAGAUUAUCUGUUGAAUGACGUCACUUAUAAUACAGGGUGUUGCCGUUCUUUUUAUUUACAGAAGCAGACACACAUAAGAGCCAAUUUAACCUUUGUGCAGCAUUAAGCACAUACUGUAUGUCCUUGGUUUACAUUUAGAUUAAUAAUAGAAAUAUUUCCUGUAAACUGCACCCAGGAAUGCAGUUAUUGUUUCCCUGCAAACAAAUACAAUAACUUUUUCUGUACGGUAGAAAGACAAUGUCCAUUCUUUACAGCUCAAAAUGCUUUUGGGAAUGAGGUGAGAGACUACAGACAAGUUAACAGUCAAAAGAGCUGGCCUAGUACUGAAUGUUACUAAUUUUAGCAGUGUGAAACAGCAUGUUUGAAUUUUUGGGUGAUUUUGAGAAACACUGGCAUAAAAAAAACAAACAGGGAGGAGUGAGAGGGUGGGGGAAGGAGGGAAGCCUCGUGCCCUUACAGUUGAUCAUUGGUUGGAGCCACAGGGAAGGGGAGGGGCCUUGGUGCCACUGUUUCUGUAGAGAGAGAGGCAGAGAGAGAGAGAGAGAGAGAGAGAGAGACUGAGAGAGAGAAAGAGAGACAGCAAAGGAGGAUAAAUGAACACAGGGGGUUCUCUCAGCAUCGGUAUGCCUGCCUCCCUCAUUUCCAGUCCAGACAUAGUUGCUGCUCCUCUGGAUAGGAAUAACAGCUGAGGUGCGUUCGCAUGCGUGUGCGCGUGUUUUAAAUAUCCGUCACCCCGCACACCUCUUUCAUCCUCUCCGCUCACGGCAGUCCGCUGUGAUCUUACUGCGAAGGACCAGACAGACAAACUGGGACAAGAGCAAGCGGACGUGGAGGAGUGGUGAAAAGAGGGUAAAGCAGAGAGCAAGAAGAAGAAACAAGAAAGAGAAGCAGGAGGACAGAAUAAAAAGGAGACUUCAAUUUCUUCCUUCAUGUCCACAGCACAUGACACAGUGAUGUCUUCUUACUGGAAGCUGUGACUCUGUGGACUAUAGACAGAUGAGAGAGAGCUUCUGUCUGAGCUUUCUGCAGCUGCAGCAGAUGUUGAAGACAUCUUUGACUUUAUAGGGAGCGGAGGCAUUUCAAGCAUACAUUGGACUGGAAUUCCUUUAAACAAAGUCACAUUUCAUUCUCUUUUUUUUUUUCCUUUUCGUGCCUUCAGCUGGGAAGUAAAGAAAGAAGGAAUACACACGUUGCUUUUUUGUGUGUUAAUCUGGUGGUUUUGUAUCUCGGUGUAAAACCACAACUGCCUGCGCCGAGGACAAACCCAGGGGGCUUCUCACCUUUCUCUGUCCUUUCCAUCCCUCCUGCAUUUUGAAAUGGCAGAUGGCAGCAGUCUCAUCAUGGAACCGCAGCAUGGAGCUUUUUGUUUGGACUGAGAGCCUACAGCUACUUUCAGAAGCAGCCAGAUACCUGUCAAAAUAGUGGGUUCAUCGUACCCUUGGAGGGGCCCCUCAGACACGUAUUCCUGCCCAAGAUGAUGAAUUCCUCCCUGGAUCCACUGAACCAGAGCUCUGCUGACCCGUCAAACUUAUCUACUCCCUUCUGCCUGCUUGAGAUAGGCUACUCCCAAAUUUUCACCACCUGCCUCCUCGAAGUCUCGAUCAUAUGCCUCCUCACUGUUCUUAUCAUUUCCGGUAACCUGGUGGUGAUUUUUGUGUUCCACUGUGCCCCCUUGCUUAGCCAGCACACCACCAGUGCUUUCAUCCAGACAAUGGCGUACGCUGAUCUGCUGGUGGGGGUCAGCUGCCUGUUCCCCUCCUUGCACCUCCUGCAUCACCUCCAGGGCCUCGACCCCAAACUCACCUGCCAGGUGUUCGGGUACAUGGUGUCCGUUUUAAAAUCAGUGUCAAUGGUGUCGUUAGCGUGCGUGAGUGUAGACCGCUACGUCGCCAUCACGCGACCUCUGACUUACGCGUCCCUGGUGACGCCUUGCCGGGUGCGAUGCUGCAUCGUUCUAAUAUGGUUGUACUCCGCUCUGGUGUUCCUCCCGUCUUUUCUCGGGUGGGGGAAACCCGGCUACCACGGGGACGUGGUGGAGUGGUGCGCGGUUGAGUGGAGGACUCGUCCAGAAUUCACAACCUUCAUCGUUGCAAUGCUCUACGCCCCAGCUGCUCUCACCGUCUGCUUCACCUACGCCAACAUCUUCAAGAUCUGCCGACAGCACAAUCGGGAGAUCAGCGAGCGCCGAGCGCGUUACCGACCCCAACAGCUGCAGUGCCCAGGAUUGACAGUGGGGUCUGCAAUCAAGGACAACAGUGCAGUAGAGCACUUGUCCCAACCACAAAAAUCCCAACCACCAUAUCAGCAGCCCACAUCAACAUACCCAGACAAGCGAUACGCUAUGGUACUGUUCCGCAUUACCAGCGUGUUCUAUAUCCUCUGGUUGCCCUACAUCCUCUACUUUCUAUUGGAGAGCGGUGGGAUUUACCACCACCCCGCAGCCUCAUUCCUCACCACAUGGCUCGCCAUCAGCAACAGCUUCUGUAACUGUCUCAUAUACAGCCUCUCCAACUCGGCCUUCAGGAAGGGCCUCAAACGCCUCUGCUCCUUUUGUUUACAGCGCAGCGGCAGUGGCUUUGGGGUUAGCAACAGCAAAAAGACUUUUGUUGGUUCUGUUGAAAAAGGAUGUGGAGGGUCGGGGUAUGGAUACGGUCACGGGGAAAUAGGAAUUGGCACAACAUGUCAUGUGUAGGGCACACACACAGAGGAAACCCUUGUGCCAAAUUGGCAUUUGAACCUUUUUUUAAAAGAUGCCUGAUGUGCUGUAAAACGUCUCCUCUUUUAAGCUUAAAUGUGCUGUAAAGAGAUGGAAGGAGGCGUUGAUCCGCCGCUGCUGUUUCUGUCGCAUUUGGAGGUUACACAGGCGUCCUCUCGGCACACUCCACAGCUGGCAAAGACAGAGAAAAGGGAGUCGGGAGCAAAUCACUGAAGGAGAAAAAAGGGCUAAAUAGCCCUGCAAGGUGUUUUAAAAUGGUCAAGGAAACCGAGCAUAUUCACUGGUUGAAAAGGAGGAGAAAAUCUGAAAAUCUCUGGAGAAAUGAACUCUUUUGAGGUUGAACAACAUUUGUAUCUUUUAAUGGGAAGUGAAUCCUUAACUUAUUUUGCCAAAACAUCAAAACGUUACAAGAAAAAUGUUGUGAAACCUUUGUUGCCAGAUUAUCAGCACAGUUGAAUACAAAAAAAGAAGAAGAAAUGAAUGCAAAUAGAGUAACAGUGUUUCAGUAAUGUGGUGCUGAGGUGAACUGCCGAUAGCAAGCUCUUUAAAUAUCUUUUCACGUGCUCUUGCCCACUCAGUAUCUGAAUACUAAAGGUGAUGCAACAGUGUGUUUGUGUAUUUGUUGUGUCCCUUGUUGUUGACUGAUUGAUUGAGCUUAGUCAGUCAAAAAGAAAUGAUGUAGGUCCAGACCCAGUACACGUUAUUUUCUAGUUUGUUUGCAUUGACUGAACUGAUUAUGGUUUGUCAGCAUCAAAACAUCUAUUCAUCAACUUUUGAUGUUAUUCUCAGUGAAUUUAUCUUUCAAUUCAUUUUUCAAGUCUUUGUCAGUUUCAUUGCCCCCUUGCUGUUUUGAUUAUGUAACUAAACUUAUUUCAUAACCGUGUCCAAGGCAAAGCAAGACAAAGAAAGGAUGUAUUUUCACACUUAUUUUACACUGAUUGUUGGUACAUCUUUGGGCUGACUUUUUGGUUUGAAGGUAAAAACAUUAAGCUCUUAGAUGAAUGACCCUUGAACUGUGAUCCUGACACCUUGUCUUCAGGAUUGGCUGAGAGGAAUGAUGAAAAGUCUUAUCUAUGUGAUUGUGGAAAUAUUCUUGCAAAUAAUUCACUUGUUAGAAACCGAGGUGUACUUCAUUAUUUAUUCUUCAUUACUUAUUCGGAUCCCCAUUAGCUUCUGCAGAGCGGUUGCUACUCUUUCUGGGGUUCAAACAAAAACAAUAAAAAUAAUUUUAAAUCAAACGAUAAGGAAAGAGAAGAAAACAAACCAAUUGUAAGAAUCUAAAAAAUAACAAAAACUAAAUUGUCACAAAUUUCCAAAACAACAAUAACCAAAAUAGCAUAUAUGCUUUAGUGGCUUUUUUUUUUUUUUUUAAAGAAAAUCUACUUUUGACUGUCUGAUGACCUCUUCAAAUGACAUUUUGCAUAUGUAACAGAUGACUAGAUUUGAAUAGAGUCGCCACAGUUAGCCAUGAAUGAUAAUUGUUGAUAUAUUUCACACACAUUAGCACAGAAAGAACAAUGAAGAACUAAUUUGACUGCUCUGUUCUGUGCAGUUUUUGUAGAUGUUUCUAAGCUUCACUUAACAAAUUAACUGGGCAGUACUCCAGGCGUAUUUGUUGACUGUAUUGUGACUGCAUUAUUGUGCCCGUAUUUGGGGACUAGUGCAUGUGCACACAUACACACAUCAAAUCACCAUUAAAUGUAAACAGAACAGACAAAUAGCCCAUUAACUCUGCUGCCAGUCGACUAACCUCUGGUUUAACUCUAACCUCUGUGCAGCACCAUGAAGAGGGACUGACCCCUUCAACUCUCCUGAAAUUCAGUUGCAUGUGUGCGUGUAUGUGAGCGCCUACGUGCAUGCACGUGUUGUAGUCAGUCUGUUUGUUCCCAUGUGUAGUUCUGUGGGUUCUUUUCACUCUUAACUUGAUAUCUAAUACAACAUUAUCAAGACCAAUAAUAAGCCGAAAUGAAUCCAAGCAUCACUGAACUCAAACAUUGUGAAAAAUUCUCUCUAUUUUGAACCAUGGAGACUCAUUUCACAGUUUAUUUAGGUGCAGAUAAUCUCACUUUAUAUGUUUUAUCUAAUCUACCAAAGAAAGUUCAACAGAUAUUCUUUUUCUAUCUAAUAUAUGAAGAUUUAGUAAAAUGCGAUUGGGUUUUACACAACGUUUUGUGUAGGGCCACUGCACUGUGUCGGCUCAGUGAUGCCUUGUGUGCAUGAAUAUGACUGUUUCUCAGUAUAUAGUGAUCUAUUGUUGCCUUGAUAUACAAAUGAACUGCUGGGAAAGUAUUCUCCUUACAUUUAGGGAGGGCUUCGUUUAUAGACAAGCGACUGUUUUUAGAGGGAACGGCACGGACUGGAAAAAUUUAAAUGAAAAUGUACAUUAGCCAGCCUUGAUUCCACACUCUGAGCCCCAGUUGGUGUGUGAAGUCAUUAAAAAAAAUGUGUUAAUUCAGCUACUCGUUAAAAAAUUCAUAAUUUGCAAUCAUUGUUCCUCUCUUCUGUAAAAACUGAAAACAACCAGGAGCAAACACGUGACUCAAAACUGUUCAUUUUGUUUGCAUUUUAAUUUAUUUGUUUGUGUGUGAAUGAGUAUGAGUGUGUGUGCAGGUAUGUUAGGAUUAAGCGACCAUUGGCUGAAUUGGACUGUUUACGGUGUUUUAGCAAGGGUGCUAAUAGAUCUUCAUUGCUUUAUUAGCUGCACAUCACUUUCCCUCCAGUAUACUGUAUUUUGUGAGUGUAUGAUGUACAAUGGUGGUAGAUUCACAUGUUGUCUUUAAAUAUUCUGGCUGACAUCUGGGAAGCAUUGCCAAAUAUUGUAAUCUUUCCUAUUUGUGCCGUCUUUUGUUCAGAAAAAUGACGUGUACAGAAAAUAGCAUGUACAGAAAUGGCGUAUUGAAUGUCUGAUGGUCAAACUACAGAAAUUUAUUUUUGUAAAAAUUACUUGGUUUCUGUCUUUUUCUCUUGUGGAACUCGUAAGUAGGUUUAGUAGCAUGCUUACGUAUCGAAAUGAUGAAGCUCUGUCUUUAUGAAGAUGCAUUUUAUUUUACUUGGACAGCUUCUAUUAAGGUGUCUUUUACAGUUGGUAAAAAUAGAUUACUGUGAAUUUGAGGUAAGAAGUCCACCACUAAAAUGUCAUAUUUUCCCACAGCAGUUAAUGGUACAAUUCCUCAUAAAUAUGUAAGAUUUAGGGAAAAGUUAUUGUGCCAAAACAUUCAGCGUUAGCAUUCACACACACACACAUUCCCCUUUUUCCUGUGGGAAAACAAUCGACUCAUGUUCUCAAGGGAACAACACUCUGGUGGUGGCGGCUGUGUCCGGGUGCAGUGCCAUGUUGGGCAGGAUUAGAGGGAACAAGAGGGAAUAUGGACACUAAGGCUGGUUUAUGAAGCCAUUUGUAGGUUAAAUGCAGCCUUCUGCUGUGAGAGAGUAAUAUAUGAGUGUAUAUAGAUAGGUAAUAAUGGGAAAGACAUCUGCUGAUAAUGUUUUUCAGAUAUGAAAGUAUAAAUAAAAUGUGCAAAGGGUGCAAAGAAGGAAGUUUGAAUGGUUCCUAGCUUGUGUUUCCAGAGUCCUUAUAUUAUGCACUCGUCAUUUUAUUUCAUUUUAAGCCCUUUACAAGUUAUCCAGAAUCAUUAGAGGGCGGCUGCUGCUUCUUCUUCAUCUUUCUCUUCUGGCAUCUUAUGUGGUUGGCAAACAGCUUUAGGUGCAUCGCCACUUUCAGAACUGGGGUUACCCAGAUGUGUAUCUGUCGUGGGAACAAGCAUAUGUAGCAUACUGUCUAUGUGGAUCAAUGUAAAUAAAAUAGUAGAAACUAUAUUUUGAAUUUAUCCAGAUAAAAAAAACACAUGACAUUGAUAAGUGUGAUAGGGGCCUUAUUCAAAAUAACCAAUAAAAUCCAUUUUGAGGCACUUUUUUUUUUUUUAUCUUGAACAUAUUUUUCUCUCAGUUCAGACAAAAACAAUACAAAAGUAUUUUACACCAACUGAAUACUGGUUGGCUAUUGUAUCUAACAGUAGACCGUACCCCAGUACAGCUUCACUCUUAUAGUGCACUUUAACACACGAAUACCCACGCAACGGUAUUUUCUUAUCUGCCUUUUAAUCUGCAUUGGAUUUUCUUCUUUUAGUUUUUGUAAAGCUCUAAAUAGGCCACACCAAACCCCCACUAAUAGCUGUCUCAUGACCCAGCUGUUCUGAGGAACAGAUUAUUAUCACAAAUAAGACUAGUUUGACCACUGUAACAAAACCGUGGUUUUGGAAACGUCCCAAAGGAUGCAGGAAUUUCACUCUGCGUUUAUUUUUGUCCUCAAUGAACGCUGGAAAUUGCUUACAGUCAACAAUGGGGCAUUUGUAAAUUUCCGAUGGAGAAAAUUAAGCCAUUUACUGCAUUAGAUCAUGACAAAAUCAUGUCAUAUUUCAUACGUCAGGGGUAUUUGUUAUGACGUUUUUUGUAAAGAUGUAUGCUUUUAUAGUUGGAGAAUGUGUGGAUAAUGCAAAUGGUCAAACAUGUUUAAUUUUGCUGUCAUGAAAGUGAGUCUGUGUGAAAAAUGUUACAUUUUUCAUCACACGAUGCUUUGUAGGCGACGAGCCUGUAUGGUAUUAUAAGAUGUACAUGUUGUGUAUCUGUAAAUAGCAAAUAAAUGUAAUGUUGUCUCAAUGUA
Sebastes umbrosus (honeycomb rockfish) is the source of this 7461-nucleotide messenger RNA. Its product is annotated as probable G-protein coupled receptor 21. Gene Ontology annotation, molecular function: G protein-coupled receptor activity. Lineage: Eukaryota; Metazoa; Chordata; Actinopteri; Perciformes; Sebastidae. The transcript has a single exon. Gene Ontology annotation, cellular component: membrane. The record is from RefSeq and is a predicted model, not a curated record. Gene Ontology annotation, biological process: G protein-coupled receptor signaling pathway. The coding region runs from base 1560 to 2777 and encodes 405 amino acids.